Molecule: messenger RNA, 4504 nt
Organism: Caenorhabditis auriculariae
Lineage: Eukaryota; Metazoa; Nematoda; Chromadorea; Rhabditida; Rhabditidae
Source: the annotation of a GenBank genome assembly
AUGCAGGCCGUGGAGCUGGCGCUACGCGUGGCGGCCAAGACGGCGAUGAGGGACGUGGGGUCGUGCGCCAAAAUCUCGCUGAUCGUGCUCGAUCUCCUACAGUUCUCGAUUUUGGUAAUAACUUAAAGCAACUUUUUUCAAAAAAGCUUCGAAGUGAAUUAUUCUAACGAAAAUUCUCUGAAAUGCAAAAAAAAUCUGAUUAGAAUUAUAGUUUCUUCAUUGAAAAUAGUUCUUUCAGGUUCAAGUUCUCAGAAGUUAGGGACCACCGUGCCUACUCAUAUCGUCUCAAACCGUCACCGUUAUCGCCUCGAGUCGGUAGACGUCGGAUUUGAGAAUGGUCCGACUGUCCGGUUGCUCCGGCUGAAACUGCUCCGAACAAGUCUGCGAUAAGUGCGUUUAGAAAUAAAAUUGAACAACAUUUUUCCGCAUUUUAAAAUCAACAUUUUACGGGAAACAAAUCCAGGAAAAUUUCGAACGCCAUAACUCCACAUUCGUAUUCAAAAAAAGUCAUAAAUUUCUGUCUUUGUGUCCGGUUUCUUGAUUGAAAUCAGAUCAAAAGGGUCAACUUUUUAGGAUCCGUAGACUUUUAAUGUUUUAUCAAUACACGGCGACACCACGCAAGCCAACUGAUGUAAAAAAAAACAACGCCACGCGACGCACACGCGCACUCGUCUGAUGGGGCGCGCUUGCUGUUUUUCGCAUUUUUUUGUGAUCCUAAUUUGGCUUGGAAAAUUUUGUUUUGGGUUUUUCUUCAAAUAUAGAGCGUUUCACGAAAGUCCCCGCCAUAGAAUUGUAAAGGGCUCGCUCAUGUUUCGAUUGCUACCGAGCAUGCAUUUUUCAGUUUAGUAUACUGUUAGAAAACGAUGAUUACAAAUUUGGCUUGAAAAGGGACAUAAACUCAAUUUUCUCAUCGGCUAGAGCGAAUCUUGAAAAUCUGUCCCAUAGAAUUGUGCUCGAUGUUAUUGGCUACAGUUUGACAUCAAUUGCGGGAGUUUUCGUUUUGGGUGCUCAGAAAACCCGUUGAUCGAAAAAAUCACGGAAAUCAAAAAUUAUCUUUUUUUAGAUGAAUUUUUGAUAUUAAAUUGUUCCUUUUAACAAAUAAAUUAUGAUAUAGUAAACGCGCGGUCGCAAAAAAAUUUUUUUCUUUCAAGGAAAAAAAUCAGUUUCGAAGCUGUUUUGAGUCAAAUUCGCGAACGUCGUUUUUUUGAAUUCUUCAGUUGUCCGUAAAUUAAAUUUUUUUUAUUUAUAAUGAAGCAAUGACUUCUAAACUAAGUUUUAAACGCGGUUUUCCCAAAGAAAAAAUUUUCUGGUACAAGAAAAACCCCAUCUUUUUUUAAACCAUUAUCGAUUAGGUUUUUCUCGAUAUUCAGUCGGGUUCCCGUUACAUAAGAUUUUUUUUCUGACAGAACCUUGUUUUUUAUUGUCAGUUCGAGAUUUUCACCAGUGUUUAGAGGUCAGAAAAAAAUUUUGGAGGUUGCAAUUGAAUACUAUUUCUGAAAGGAGUUGUUUCUCUUCAUUUUAGUUCUAGAUGAAUUUUUUUGAAUAUUAAUGUUCUAGAAUGUUUUUUUCGGCGAUCUCUGAACAAGUACCAGCCAUAAAUUAGAUUUUAUUUAAUAUAAACGUCCAAUCUCGCUUUUUUUGCGCGUCGCUUUUCAUGCAUCGCGUGCACUGCGUACAACAUAUUUUAUUUUCCGGCAUUAUGUUGGGUAUGGCGUCGAUUUGGUGUCGCCGUGCAAUAUCGGAUAAAAUUUAGACAGUGACGUCAACAGUUCCUUGAUAGAUAGUCCUGCCGUCUCUCCGGCGACGCUCGUCGACUUGGCCGGUGAGUUUCUUCAAAACUUUGACUUUUUUGAUAAAAAAUGUUUUCAGAGAAGGUUGCCAAAAUAAACGCCGGAAAUUCUCGUGCGGCUCCAAACCACUCUGGACACUAUGUAUUUGUCAACUCGUGAGUUUUUCUUAAUUUUCGUCAAUUUAUCAAAACCACAGUGAAAUACUUUCUUCUAUUGUGAACAGCGGUUUAGAACUUUCGGAGCUUUUUUGGAGCUUGAAAAACUUCUAUAAGACUUAAGACUUUUGAGAUUUUAUUCCAAUUCAUAAAGGUUUUGGGAGUGACGCGAACUUGACGGGAAUCGAGAUGAAGAUAUUUUGAUAUGGAGAAAUUGAAUAAGAUGAUUUCCUCAAUAACAAGUUAUUCCAAUUGUUUUAUUUUUUUUACUCAGUUUGAAUACUCAGCGAGUACUACACCGCCGAAGCCGUCAGCAUCGAAGCCGAAAGUGUGGUUGCAUUACCUGCCGACGCCACUCAAGGCACCGGCAGGCCCACAAAUUUCUCUUUUGUGGUAGCAUCACUCUCCAACGGUCAGUGGCUUGAAAAUCUCAACAUUCCAAGUCGAAAACUCUCAGUAUGAAGUAAACUUUCCCGAAAACCUUACCUUAGGUAGAGUUUAUGUUUAUUCAGAACAAAUGCAUUUCUCAGAAACUGCUGAAAAUUCUUAAUAUCAUUCAGAGAAAGCUUUAGCUAAUAACUUUUGUUUUCACCAUAAAUUUUCUGUUCAAAUUUCGGAAAUUUCGAAGGUAUUUUUUCUGACAGAACCUUAAACGAGUACUUCACCGCCGAAGACAUCGAAAUCGAAAGUGCGGAAGGAUCACGUGCCGACGUCACUCAAGGCGCCGGCAGGGCCAGCCAUAUCUCUUCGGUUGUCAGUUCUGUUUCGACCGGUGAGUGGCUUGAAAAUCUCAACAUUCAAAGUCGAAAACUCAGUAUGAAGUAAACGUUCCGGAAAAUCUUACCUUAGGUAGAGUUUAUAUUUAUUCAAAACAAAUGCUUUUUUUCAGAAAUUGCUGAAAAUACAUAACAUCAUUCAGAGAAAGCUUUAGCUAAUAACUUUUGUUUUCACCAAAAAUUUUCUGUUGAAAGUUCGGAGAUUUCGAAGACAUUCCAAAAAUAAAAACUUCAGAUUCUUACGGGCCGGGUUCUCCACUCAUGGCUUCCACGCCAAUCGACCAGUCAGAGGCAAUUCCAGUGAUUCCCGCAGUGCUCAACUUCGACUCGUCUUUGGUAAAUUUAUAACAAUCAGCUUUCGAUUUGCACCAAAAAUCUGCGAAUUCUUCUUGGAAAAAGUUAUUAGCGUCACUAGGAAAAAACAUUUUGAAAAGGAGUGGCAAGUGGCAAAAAAAAGUAAACUGCCAUUCCGAUCACAUACGGAAAGAAAAACGGUCGAAAACGACGACAGUCUGAAGUUUGGUCACGACACACCACCUUGUAACUGGUUUUCUAACUUUUAAACAAAUUUUUUUCAAACUUCUUUCUGUUUUUCUAAAUAUUAGAGUGUCUCUAUUAAUUAGAUAAGUUCAUUAAGAGUACUGGAAAAAUUUAUUCGCUCGAAUAUUUGAUGCAAACUCAAAAAACGUCAUUUUCCCCUAUUUUCAAUACAAAAUAUUUUUUAAACGGCAGGGCCACGCCUGGCAUUGCCAGUAAGUUUCUUUAAAGUAUCCGCGCAAAAAUCAUAUAAUCUAUCAUGACAUCGAUUGAAUUUUUGAUUUUCUAUCGAUUGAAGAUUCCAAAUCAGUAUAAGAAUCAUUUUUGAUUAGUCAGCCAAAACAUGAUGUUGAUGACUUAUUGUUGGACUUGAAUUUUCAUUCUGAAGCUGUAAACGCGAAAUUUCAGCCGUGGCAGCGCAGACGGAUAGUACGGACAACCUUCUUUCAUCCGGACCUGUCCAAAAGCGUCUCAAUCAAACUUGACAAGGCCGUUUCUCCCUUUGGUAGGUAUCUCAUGUGGGGCUCAUUGCGACAAGUUUCUUUAGAACAACAUUUCUUUCAAAUCGAAAUGGAUUAAGCUGCCUUCACUAGCUUAUUAAUUUUGAGAAACACUUUCUCAGCUACGCGGAACAACGCCGGUUCGCUGCCGAUUCCACCGAACUCCUUUGUGCCGAGAGAAGGCGACGUCGUCUUUCGAUUCCCGCCUAACCAAUUGAGUGGUAUUUUUUAGAAUGUAAAAAAAAUAUAAAAAAUCCAAGAGAGUCAAAAAAUUUCAUUAGGCGCAGACUUAUUCUUCGCCAUUUUACAUUAUCACAGUUUUUCUAUGUUAUUUUUAGAAAGAAGAAAAAUUGAGAAAAAAAGGCUCGAAAAAUGUUAAGUUUUGAAAAAAAAGAGCGAAAACCGUUUGACUAUUUUUUUUUUCUAACAUAUGAAUUCAUCAUCAAAAUCUUUCAAAAAUCACAUUUUUUUGUUAUCACGGUUCUCUAUGUUAUUUUAUAUCACGUUCACGGUUAUUUGUGAACUGUUUAUCGGUUGGAACAUGUUGUUGGGUAAUAAUUGUUUUUUCAAGAUUUUUUUUUUUGAAAAUUCCCCGAUUCGGGUAAAUAGGAAUGCAAAUGGAUUUUAACAGGAUUAGAAACUUAGGAAAUAAAAAGGAAAACAAAAAGGAUUUAAAAAAAAUGGUUAAAAAGGAAUUUUCCAGUUCAGCCGCGAACACGCGCUCUGCAGCAUCCCUCAAGGGGUGA